AUGCUUUUCCUCCCAGCUGCUGCUCUGUGCUGUUUGUGUUCAGCGCUGGUUGCCAUGGCAGCACAGCUGAUUCAGAAGGAUUUAACAUUGACCAGGAGAGCUGGUGAAAAUGUUUCCUUCAGCUGUCGAGGAACUGAGCAGUGUAGCAGUCUUAGGAUAUUCUGGUACCAGAAGAAAGACACAGAUGUAUUCACAUUGAUUCUUGAUAUUAACAGUAAUACUGGUGAAUUGAGGAAAGGUUUCAAUCACCCUCAGAUAAAUGAUUUCUCAUCUGUAAAUAAAUCGAACGGCUGGGAGUUGCAGAUCCAGACAGUUCAACUCUCACAUUCAGCCACCUACUACUGUAACUGUGGGAUAAACUGGUACGACAUCUAUGGCUCUGGCACUAAACUGUUUGUAGAUGAGCAGGUAGUGAAGCCCGUGGUGAGCGUGUACCCAGCAGCAUCCAGAGCCCACCUGGAGGGGAAGAGCUCCCUGCUGUGUCUGGCCUCAGGCAUGUCUCCUCCUCUGGUCCAGUUCUCCUGGAAAAGACAGAAGAAGAACGGCCCGCUGGAGGAUCUGACCGCUGCUAAGUUUGAGCAGCUGGAGCUCAGAGAGCCGGGACGCAGCGCCUCCAUCCUGCUGCUCCAUCAGCAAGAGGACAGCACAUGUAAAUACCGCUGCUACGUCAAGCACGAGGGGGGCACAGUGGAGGCCCAAACAGAACAAGAGGUUCCAGCUGCAGCAGCCUCCUGUCCUCCAGAGAGAGAGCCAGCAGACAUGCCAGCUCUGCAGCAAGCUGACUUGCUCUUCCAGUCUCAGUGCAGGGUGCUGCUGCUCUGUGUGCUGUACACAGUGCUGAUAGUGAAGAGUCUGGUGUACUGCUGUGGACUCUCUCUGCUGAUGAUCCUCACAAACAAGGGACCGUCCACCAACUGCACACAUGCUGACUGA
Messenger RNA from Scomber japonicus (chub mackerel), 933 nucleotides. Its product is annotated as immunoglobulin kappa light chain-like. The coding region runs from base 1 to 933 and encodes 310 amino acids. The record is from RefSeq and is a predicted model, not a curated record. The transcript has 6 exons. NCBI's taxonomy places the organism in Eukaryota, Metazoa, Chordata, Actinopteri, Scombriformes, Scombridae.